Molecule: messenger RNA, 777 nt
Organism: Plasmodium malariae
Lineage: Eukaryota; Apicomplexa; Aconoidasida; Haemosporida; Plasmodiidae
Product: ribosomal protein L25, putative
Exons: 5
Coding region: 1-777 (258 amino acids)
Biological process (GO): translation
Cellular component (GO): cytosolic large ribosomal subunit
Molecular function (GO): 5S rRNA binding
Source: RefSeq, a predicted model, not a curated record
AUGAAUCUCUUCAAGUUAAGUAGCUGGAAAAAUAGCUAUUUUAUGUAUCACACAAAAAGAAAUCAUUUAAACUAUAAAUUAUACCUGAAAUUUAAACAGUGGGAUUAUUUGAAAAAAGAAAUAAUAAAUUACUUCAACUCGAAUAGUAAGAUAAACACAGUUGUUGACUUAAAAGCGAGGCGUUGGGAAAAAUUUAAGAAAAAAGAAUUGAUUCAAGUACAUGGUUACGUACCUGCUAUUAUUUGGAAAUAUGGUAUUGAAAAAAGAAUUUGUAUUGAUCAUAAAUUAAUUGAUGAAUACGCUUUUGAGGAGGACGAUGGACACUUAUCUUUGUUAUUUUCUGCAAGAUUGUUUAGAAUACAUAUCGAAGGGGAUGUUAUUGAAUGUGUUGUGUCUCACGUUGAGGCAGAUCCUCGUCUGAUUGGAUGUCCAGCAUAUAUUAAUGGUUAUCAUGUUCAGUUAGCACUAAAUUACAUAAAAUGUAAAGUAAUGGGAAAUAACAUUCCACCUCCAUUUCAAAUUGAUGUUUCGAAGUUAACGUAUAAGGAACCUUACAAUUCGAUCAAACUGAAGGACUUAAUGCAUUUAUUACCAGAAAAUGGGGACGUUAUUUUUUCUGAGGAUUACGACUUAAAUGAAACAGAAGUCGUGUGGACAUAUGAACCUGGAAAGAUUCCCGAAACACCCUUACCAGAUGAUUACAUUGAUCCAAAUUUUGUGAACAGAAAAGGGAAAAGGAUUCAACUAACAUACAAAGACUACUGGCCAAAGCAAUAA